Molecule: messenger RNA, 1182 nt
Organism: Hipposideros armiger (great roundleaf bat)
Lineage: Eukaryota; Metazoa; Chordata; Mammalia; Chiroptera; Hipposideridae
Gene: IL12B
Product: interleukin 12B
Exons: 8
Coding region: 72-1058 (328 amino acids)
Cellular component (GO): membrane
Molecular function (GO): cytokine receptor activity; protein binding
Source: RefSeq, a predicted model, not a curated record
GCAGAAGAAAAAGAAGAAGAAGAAACAACAGUGUCAGACCCAGCGAAUUCUGCAGCUUGGCCAGAAACAAGAUGCUUCAGCAGUGGUUGGUCCUCUCCUGUUUUUCCCUGGUUUUUCUGGCAUCGCCCCUCGUGGCCAAAUGGGAACUGGAGAAAGAUGUUUAUGUUGUAGAGUUGGAUUGGUACCCUGAUGCCCCUGGAGAAAAGGUGGACCUCGCCUGCAAUACCCUUGAAGAAGACGGCAUCACCUGGACCUCGGACCAAAGCAGUGAGGUCUUAGGCUCUGGCAAAACCUUGACCAUCCAAGUCAGGGAGUUCGGAGAUGCUGGCCAGUACACCUGUCACAGAGGAGGCGAGGUUCUGAGCCGUUCUCUCCUGCUGCUGCACAAAAAGGAAGACGAGAUUUGGUCCACUGAUAUUUUAAAGGACCAGAAAGAAUCCAAAACUAAGACCUUUCUAAAAUGUGAGGCCAAGAAUUAUUCCGGUCAUUUUACCUGCUGGUGGCUGACGGCAAUCAGUACGGAUUUGAAAUUCAGCGUCAAAAGCAGCAGAGGCGCCUCGGACCCCCGAGGGGUGACGUGCGGAGCAGUGACACUCUCAGCAGAGAGGGUCACAGUGGACCAGAGGGAGUACAAGAAAUACACAGUGGAGUGCCAGGAGGGCAGUGCGUGCCCAGCCGCGGAGGAGAGCCUGCCCAUUGAGGUUGUGCUAGAUGCUAUUCACAAGCUCAAGUAUGAAAACUACACCAGCAGCUUCUUCAUCAGAGACAUCAUCAAACCCGACCCGCCCAAGAACCUGCAGUUGAAGCCAUUAAGGAAUUCCCGGCAGGUGGAGGUCAGCUGGGAGUACCCCGACACCUGGAGCACUCCACAUUCCUACUUCUCCUUGACGUUUUCUCUUCAGAUCCAAGGCAGCAAGAGAGAAAAGAAAGAUAGACCCUUCGUGGACAAGACCUCAGCCAAGGUCACGUGCCCCAAGGAUGCCGUGAUCCGCGUGCAAGCCCGGGACCGUUACUACAGCUCCUCCUGGAGCGAAUGGGCAUCGGUGCCCUGCAGUUAGGUUCUACUCCCCGGAUGAAACCUCGGAGGAAAAGUGGAAGAGAUGCAAAAAUCUUAAAAGACAUGAUGCAGUAGACUCCAAAAGAUACUUUCUACCUAAUUUGCUUUUUUAAAAUAUCACAAUG